Phycomyces blakesleeanus NRRL 1555(-) is the source of this 414-nucleotide messenger RNA. RefSeq lists its product as hypothetical. Bases 1 to 414 code for a protein of 137 amino acids. The record is from RefSeq and is a predicted model, not a curated record. NCBI's taxonomy places the organism in Eukaryota, Fungi, Mucoromycota, Mucoromycetes, Mucorales, Phycomycetaceae. The transcript is spliced from 5 exons.
AUGAAUCUCUCUUCUCUUCUUUUCUUUUCUUUUCUACUUCUUGGGGUUAGCACAAGAUCUCUUAUUUAUAUAAAAAAAUUCAUAUACACAUUAGAAAAGAGUCCAAGUGUAGUACAGAGACCCUGUCCGCAUUGUCCUUACACGGAACAUCCGAAAAUUGGAUAUAAAAGAAUAGUGGCACAAGAGCAAAAUUUCAGAUACGUAGCCGUAACCGUAACUGUAGCCUUUCAAACGCAAAGUCCUAUUAAACACCUACACAGACAAGCUGAAGUAGAAAACUCUGUAGCCAAAAAAAAAAAUGAAACCAAAACCAAUGUCCAAAUGCUCGUAAAUAUACUAAAAACGGAUUUUCGCAGCAGAACAAAAUUGAACAUUUUUAUUAUUGCUAUUAUAUACAAGCAAGAGGGUAUAUAA